CCAUCCGGUGUGACUCGCCCACUCCAACGUCAACCGCUUCUCUCUCCGACGCAGCCCCAUGUCCUCCGAGCAGGCGCCGGCUGUUCCGUCGCCGGCGACGAGCGAGUCGACUCCGUGACCGGCGAUCGUGUUUCCGGUCGUCUCCGUUUCGUCGACGAUCACCAGGUUUUGACGUGGAUUCGGACGUCGCCGGUUCGCGCGCAUACUCGUGGAUAGAAGGAAGGAAGGAAGCAAGGAACGAAGGCUUUGCAGCAGCGGGGACGACAGCUGGAGUGGUAUCGCAUGAUGCUGUUUCCUCAUUAGACUUGGAGAAGCGAAAUGGAUAACAGUUUAUGGAUGGCCAAAGGUGCUGAAAGAGGUCCAACAUUUGAUAACCCCUCCAGAAUUGAAACAAAACGGACUCAUCGAUGGUUAGCAGAUUCUGGCGAGGCGGAUUUUUUCUCUAGCAAGAAGCAUGCAGGACAAUCUCCAAGUGCCCAGUCAAUUUCCAGAAUUUCACAUUCCAACAUUCCUGCAUGGGAGAGUCUAGCCAGUUUUCAGCCGACAUCCAACCAAUUUGUUGACAGGUUGUUUGGAUCCGAAACUACAAGGCCUGUUGACUUCACUGAAAGGAGUAUUUCUCUUGUAGAAGCAGGUGGGGCAAAUUUGAGUGAAAAGGAUUCAGAGGAUCAGUAUGAGGAUGACAUAUCUGUAGGUUUGUCCAUAUCUCAAUCCACGGAGGACCCAGAGAUGUGUCUCAGCUACAAUGGAAUUGGAAAAGUUAAGGCCAAUCGGUUUAAGGAUUCUGAAACUGGAAUCUACAGUCUGAAGAUGAAUAGCUUUGACAGGGAAAAUCAUAUUGAUAUGCAUAGUGCUCUGGCUUAUGACAGACAAAACGACAUGGUCAUUAUACCAGUGGGACAGGACUACAAUAAGGACAUCGAGAAUGUCAAUUUAAUGAGGCACACAUAUGAGGAAUGUGGUCAAAUCAAAUCAAGGGACUUUGCAUAUUACAAGGAAGAUCCUACUGCUGUCUCCGUAGCUGAUGCAUAUAAGGAGGAAGGCAACAUUAUCUCCUUUGAUGGUUUUAAUGAUGAACGGGACAUUAUCCCUGUAGGAAGAUCAGUUGGUGGCUUAGAUGAGCCAGACAGUCAAUCUUCACUUCAAAUAUCAAAAGAAGAUGGUAGGAAGCAGGUGGCCACUUCAAAUGCGAAUGUCAUGAGGGUGGUCAAGUCUAGAAGUGAUUUUGUUUCCAAGAAUAAGCCAGAGUCAAAACCAUCUAGAAAAGAAGCCCCUAAUAGCUUCCCUUCAAAUGUCAGAAGCCUGAUAUCUACUGGCAUGCUUGACGGCAUCCCAGUAAAGUAUGUUUCUGUGUCAUGUGAGGAGCUUCGGGGAAUCAUAAAGGAUUCUGGCUAUCUUUGUGGCUGUCAAUCAUGCAAUUAUUCGAAGGUGCUUAAUGCAUAUGAAUUCGAGCGACAUGCCGGUUGCAAGACAAAGCAUCCAAACAAUCAUAUAUACUUUGAGAAUGGGAAGACCAUCUAUCAAAUAGUUCAAGAACUACGGAGCACUCCUGAGAGCUUGCUGUUUGAUACAAUUCAGACUGUGUUUGGUGCACCAAUUAAUCAGAAAUCUUUUCGCAUCUGGAAAGAAUCUUACCAAGCCGCAACUCGUGAGCUUCAACGAAUUUAUGGGAAGGAAGAGUUGAAACUGCGAAAGGAGACUCCUAUGUGAGUCUCGAGGAAGUCUACUUGUAAUAUAGUGCAAUCUGGAUGCGGCCCUUGUGCAUAAAGUAUGUCAAACUCCAGUAAUUCUGUGCCUUUUUGUUAUUUUUCUCCAUUAGUUUCCCCUUUUCUUUUCAAUUUGUAGAUUGUAUAAAUAUUAGCUUCUUCUGUUGUGAAACGACAUUAAGCUACUUGCAAGUGAAGGUAUGUAAAUUGUUUUGAUAACGAAAACCUUUGGACAAGUCUUUAUGGUGUAACCUUUCAUUUCUGCAAAUUAAUGAUGACAUCAGCCUGUGCGGAAA
Eucalyptus grandis is the source of this 2002-nucleotide messenger RNA. RefSeq lists its product as uncharacterized. The coding region runs from base 319 to 1710 and encodes 463 amino acids. Lineage: Eukaryota; Viridiplantae; Streptophyta; Magnoliopsida; Myrtales; Myrtaceae. The record is from RefSeq and is a predicted model, not a curated record. The transcript is spliced from 6 exons.